Molecule: messenger RNA, 1694 nt
Organism: Cyprinus carpio (common carp)
Lineage: Eukaryota; Metazoa; Chordata; Actinopteri; Cypriniformes; Cyprinidae
Gene: ydjc
Product: YdjC chitooligosaccharide deacetylase homolog
Exons: 6
Coding region: 97-1095 (332 amino acids)
Biological process (GO): carbohydrate metabolic process
Molecular function (GO): deacetylase activity
Source: RefSeq, a predicted model, not a curated record
UUUUUUUAAAGAUAGAUAAUUGGUCAAUCGGUUUUAUAGAUAUUUUUAACGGAUAUUUACGUUUCAUCGGUUGUCAGUAUUAUUGGAUCUUCCCAAAUGGCACCGUUUGUUGUAAAUAAGAGAGAACAACAGCAAGGCGGGGAGAAGAUGCCUCAACCCAAGGUGAAGCUGGUGGUGACAGGAGAUGAUUUUGGGUACUGCGAGAGAAGAAAUCAAGGGAUUGUGGACUGCUUCAAAGCUGGUGGGAUCUCCAAUGUCUCCCUUCUGGUCAAUGCAGUCUCAGCGGAGCACGCGGCAGAGCUGGCUAAAAGGAAUCACAUCCCCAUUGGACUCCAUGCAAAUCUCUCAGAGGGUCUUCCAGUCUCUCAGGAUCUAAAGGGCUCAACACUCCUCAACAAGGAUGGAUUCUUCCAUGGCAAGAUGGGCUUCCGGGAAGUUUUGCAGAGUGGUCAGCUCAAGAUGUCAGAGGUGGAGGCGGAGCUCAGAGCCCAGGUAAAUCGAUUUUGUGAACUGGUUGGCCACAUGCCCUACCAUAUGGACGGCCACCAGCAUGUGCACAUUCUGCCAGAGGUGCGAGAGGUGUUUGCACAAGUUCUCUCUGAUUUUGGAAUCACCUACACACGGGUCCCCAUAGAACCCGGACUUAAAUUUUGUACCUUCCUCCCGCCGCAUCUGCGGGACUUCAAUGCACAGGUUGAAAAAGAUGCCCUGGAAUCUAUCAAGGUCUUUCAUCGCCAUGGAAUUAGAUGGCCUGACGUAUACCUGGGCCUGAGCACCAUGGGUAAGAACAUGUCUGUGUCCAACCUGAAACGCGCUUUGGGCUUCACGCUGGAAGCUUCACUAGACGACCGUGUGACCUCCCCAUUGAUACAGUCCAAUGAUGCGGUGACCGACUCCUAUUGUCCGGUUACAGCAGAGCUCAUGGUGCAUCCAGGAUAUCCAAGUCAACCUCACCAGGGCGGAUGUGGAGAAGGACCGGAUGACUUCUCGCAGUCCGCAGACCGACUACACGAGCUGAAUACUUUGAGGGACCCUUUGGUGCUUAACUACUACAGGCAACAGGGGAUCCACCUCUGUGCCUUUAAAGACUUUUAAACACCUAGAGCAGAGGAUUUGGGGUAUUCUCCUUUAAGAUCUUGACCCAUACCUCAAUUAGUCAUUAGAGUACGAAUGCUUGGUUCGGGAAAGACAGAAAAAUCGGCAUUCAGUUUCAUUGUGCUGCUUCCAAAGCUCAUACGAAACAAUUUGAAGCUGCUACUUGAAGUAGAGCCAAAACUAUAUUCUACUAAUUAUUCAACAGAAACACAUGAUACUAUUAAAUUGACCUGUUUUUAAAUGGUUCAACAAGACUUUUAGUUUUUAGUUUAGUUAAUUUUUUUCAGCAGCCAAUCGUUUCAAUAUAGAGAGCUGCGUCCUUAUAAUAGAAAAGUGCAAUUUUAUUUGGAUUUGUUUUUGAAAAUGUUGCCUCAUUUGAGCAAGUUUCUCACAAAUCCCGAUAUUCAUAUUGCAGAGAACUGUAAAAUCUAACAGCAAUGCCAUCUUUAUGACUGUAACAAACUAUAUGAAGAUUUUCAAUCAACUGAACAUGUAGCAAUUACUUUAUAUAUUUAAAAAUCAAAGGUAUUUUUGGGUACAGUGUUUUUAAUGAAUGUAUUUAUGAUAUUUUAUGAACCUAAAAUAAAGAGUUCAUUGUA